Helobdella robusta is the source of this 582-nucleotide messenger RNA. RefSeq lists its product as hypothetical. The record is from RefSeq and is a predicted model, not a curated record. The transcript has 5 exons. The coding region runs from base 1 to 582 and encodes 193 amino acids. Gene Ontology annotation, cellular component: membrane; endoplasmic reticulum. NCBI's taxonomy places the organism in Eukaryota, Metazoa, Annelida, Clitellata, Rhynchobdellida, Glossiphoniidae.
AUGGAUUCCUUUGUACGCCAGCUAGUUUGUUUAACGUUGUCAGUUCUUUUAAUUGUUCCCUUAACUUUCGGUGAAGAUGAAGAAAAUGCCAAACUUUUAGUGGCCAAGUCAGUCCUAAACAACAUUCUGGUUGAAGACAAGGAGCUGACUGUCCAAUAUGAUGUCUACAAUGUUGGGACCAGUGCUGCUUAUGAGGUCAAAUUAGAGGAAAAGUCAUUUCAGAGCACUGACUUCGAGGUCUUGCAUGGAAGCCUAGUGGCACAAUGGAAUAGAAUUGGACCGGGCACCAAUGUGACUCACGUCAUCGUACUGAAACCACUAAAAUCUGGUUACUUCAACUUUUCCGCAGCCGAGAUUAGCUAUCUACCAUCUGAAAAUGAUGUUGAACCACAGACUGGCUAUACAAGUUCAUUGGGUGAAGGCUAUUUCAUGAACUACAAAGAUUACGAUAGGAGAUUUUCUGCCCAUGUGCUUGAUUGGUCGGCCUUUGUAAUAAUGACCCUGCCCUCACUGGCCAUACCCUACUUACUGUGGCAUCAAAGUAAGAAUAAGUACGAACACGGCAAGUCGAAGAAGAAUUGA